Molecule: messenger RNA, 2786 nt
Organism: Meleagris gallopavo (turkey)
Lineage: Eukaryota; Metazoa; Chordata; Aves; Galliformes; Phasianidae
Source: RefSeq, a predicted model, not a curated record
UGCGAGCAGCUGAGCGCCGGGCCCGCUGUCUGCCUGCGGGAGGGCGGGCGGCUCUCGGGCCGCUCCGCGCCGUGUGAUCGCUGUGCGGGGACGCACAUCCAUCACUUUCCAUCACUUUUACCCGAGCGAGAAGGCAGAAGUUUUGGGCGCCUUAUUGCAGAUAAGGGGUAAAGGAGAAAACAAGCAAAGCCGCAGAACAGCAGAGCGAAAAGGGAAAAGAGUGCUUUGCUUUCGUCUGCGGUUGUAAGAGCUGUAGAAACACCAGCCUCGCCCUCCUCUCUUUGCUGAAGAAACAGAAGGCGGCACGCCUAGUUUUUGCUAAUAUGCUGCCGUCCUGCUUGUGACUGUCCUGCCUUCCCUGCCUCCUUGCAUUCAUAUAGAGAAUUUACAAAUGGAAAGCGCUGUUACAAGAAAACUUCUGCCAACUUGCAGGGGAAAAGCAGCAAUGGGAGAUAUGAAGCACCGUGCCCCGUGAUACUUAUUGUGCUGCUGCUUACCGUUGGAGGAUGGCUGCUCUACUCUGUGAGAAUUGCUCUAGCCGGUACCACCAGCCCCAGCUCAACCAGCCGCUGGAGAUCAGCUGCAUGCUGCUUCUGGUCAUGUUUGGAAAAGUGUGCCUGGAUUUCUUCAUGCUGCAAGUUAAGCACAAGAAAGUGAAAGUUAGUUUUAUGGGAUAUUUUUGUCUCUCUCUGGCACUUGUUGAUUUCAUACUGUUGCUGAAUAUUGCUGUCAUCCUCUACUUCGAGGACUUUGCACUCUGGGGUGUCAGAUUUACCAAGUACCACAUCUGCCUGUUUACUCAGAUCAUUUCUCUUACUUACGGUACUUUGCAUUACCCGGUGUAUCUCGUGGCAGGUCUGGAUUAUUACAUGACUAUAACCCAAACCUCUCAAUUCCCCCAAAGAGGUCAAAGAUUAUUUUACAUUUUUGUUGUGGUUUUUAUAUGGAUCUCAGUUUUUUUUUGUAUUCUGAAAGUUCCUGCCAUCUAUGAAGAACUAGAAAUUCGGAACCAUUUCUCUCCUUAUCAGUGUCCCCUCUACAUCAGCGUGCAGAGCUACUCGGUCUCAGUUGCCAUGCUGGUUCUCAUAGGCAUGGCCCUCGUGGUUUGCUGGAAGGAAAUGAUCACCAUGCUGCUGUCCAUGAGGGUAGCCUCCUUUGCCAGCCAGCCCGUCCUGAUGUUCUCCUAUGUGUCAGACAACAACAGCACUUGUUUCAAGCGGCAGCUUCUGACCAGACUCCUCAUCUGUUUUCUUGGUACUUGGGCACCUUUUGUUCUUCUCCAGUUUAUCAUCUUGUUUCUUGGUGCUUGGAUUCCAGCCUACAUGGAGAUGAACGUCCCUUGGCUGUACUUCAUCAACAGCUUUCUUAUUGCAGUAGCAUACUGGUGUCGAUGUCACGAUGUGGAAUUGACAGAGGAGAUGUGGUCUACAGAUCCAUUUGUCAGCUGGAAAUUCUGCUUUAUGCCAUUUAACAAUGAAAACACAGAGACAGCUGAAAAGCCAGGCACAGUAAUUGUAAUCUGUUAACGAGAUGCUGACUGAAAGGACUGCUAUGGCUGUGUGUACUUUGAUGUUCUGUGACACGUCCUUACAGAUAAUACAAGGAAGCAUCUCCAGAUCUACAAUCCACGGGGAGAAAAUCCAACAUUCAUGAGUACAGUAAGGAAUAGUGCACCAGAAUGCGGGACACUGCACACUUCUACACUGGGCUUUAUUUCCAUUUCAGAGUAUUUAAGAGAAGACCACUAUUUACAUAAAAUAGGUUCUUAGUUAAAGCUGGUGUUUAUUACUACAAUUUUACAAUUGUUUUAAAUUGAAUGAUCUCAGGUUUUACAGUAUAAAAUACAUCAGCCCUUAAUAGGCUGAAGCUUUUUAUUAUCAGUUACAUUGAGGUGACCUACUGUCAAGUUCAAACUGCUGUGGUUUUCGUCGUCGUUUUUUUGAAGUGUAUUUUCUUGUUAAACAUUUUGUUAGUUUAAGUUUUUUAGCAUGGUUAAUGAGGAAUACGUUGUUUUAGUUAUUUCUGUAGGAGGUAUAGCUUUAAACUUUGUUUAUGGAAACUUCUGCAAGAUGUAUGCUGUCACAACUACGAGAAAGGCAGUGUUUCAUUAUUUCCUUGUUACUGUUCCUCUAAGGUAUGUAAAUGCACAUUAAAAACUAUUUAAUUACAGUCACAGCAAUAAGAGCUUUAAUGCAAAACAAAUACAAACAUGUUUAAUAUGAGCAGUUGGACUAGACCCCCUAUGCUAAGCAGAUGCAUCUACUCUUAGAAGGUGACGUGAGUACAUGCCAAAGGGUAAAGGAUGGGUUGGACUAGAAUAGAAUCUACGUUGGAGCCAAAAGCACACUGACAUUAAAGUAGUUAAAUUUGCUAAAGUGUGCCUACUGCAGUAAGGGAAAGCCUGUUCAGACUUCCAAACUAUUUCAUUAGUUUUCAAGUUCUUACAGCUUCAGGAAGCUCUUAAAUUUACAGGGGAUAGAUAAAUAAGUGAUCCACAACCCAAGCAGACAAAUGGAAGUAGUAUUUAUUUCUGAAGCACUGAACUCACAGUACAAUAUUGUACUGAAGUAGAAACUAUAUAAGUAAAUUAUGUUGUAGGUUGGUUAAUCAUUCACUCAGAUUCACAGGGAACAAUGGUAUCACACAAGAAUACUAAAGAAAAAUCUGCAGAUAACCAAAGGUGCAAUUACAAGCAAAUUUAAGCAGCAUAAUAUAAGGUGCUUUGUUUCAGCAUUUGUAUAAUCAGUUUAAACAUUAACAGACAGAUUAAAGAAAUCUCACUUCUA